CGCGCGCGUCCCAGGGAGCGGUUCUGAAGUCUCUUGGUUUUUUUCUCGGCUCGCCUCGAGUUUGCAGUAUUUUUGUAACGUGGUGUCCGCGGUUGUCGACAUGCCGUCGUCUGUGCUGGGCUCGGUGAUGGUGGCCUCUACGUCGUCGGCCGCCUCCCUGCAGGAAGCUUUGGAAAAUGCGGGGAGGCUUAUCGACCGACAGUUGCAAGAAGACCGCAUGUACCCAGACCUCUCUGAGCUGCUCAUGGUGUCCGCCCCAAACAAUCCCACUGUUUCUGGAAUGUCGGAUAUGGAUUACCCUCUACAAGGACCAGGUUUGCUGUCAGUACCCAGCCUUCCAGAGAUCAGCACUAUCCGAAGAGUCCCCCUCCCACCUGAGCUGGUUGAACAGUUUGGACAUAUGCAGUGUAACUGCAUGAUGGGGGUUUUCCCUCCUAUCAGCAGAGCUUGGCUGACAAUUGACAGUGACAUAUUCAUGUGGAACUACGAAGAUGGAGGUGACCUUGCCUAUUUUGAUGGACUCAGUGAAACAAUUCUUGCUGUGGGACUUGUGAAACCAAAAGCUGGCAUCUUUCAACCUCAUGUACGACACCUGCUGGUUUUGGCAACCCCUGUGGAUAUAGUAAUUCUUGGACUCAGCUAUGCUAAUGUACAAACAGGUUCUGGCAUUCUUAACGACAGCAUGUGUGGCGGGAUGCAGCUGCUUCCAGACCCUUUGUAUUCUCUUCCGACUGAUAACACUUACCUCUUAGCCAUCACUUCCACGGAUAAUGGCAGAAUUUUUUUGGCUGGAAAGGACGGCUGUUUGUAUGAAGUAGCAUACCAAGCAGAAGCAGGAUGGUUCAGUCAAAGAUGUAGGAAGAUAAACCACUCAAAGAGCUCUCUUUCCUUCCUCGUUCCUUCUUUGCUCCAGUUCACGUUCUCAGAAGAUGAUCCUAUUGUUCAAAUUGAAAUUGAUAAUUCCAGAAAUAUUCUGUAUACACGGUCAGAGAAAGGAGUAAUACAGGUUUAUGAUUUGGGCCAUGAUGGACAGGGGAUGAGCAGAGUUGCCUCAGUUUCCCAAAAUGCCAUUGUCUCUGCUGCUGGAAACAUUGCUAGGACUAUUGAUCGUUCCGUUUUUAAGCCAAUUGUUCAGAUAGCAGUGAUUGAAAAUUCUGAGUCACUGGACUGUCAGUUACUGGCUGUCACUCACGCAGGUGUGAGGUUGUAUUUCAGCACUUGUCCAUUCAGGCAGCCAUUAGCUCGACCCAAUACACUGACACUGGUUCAUGUCCGAUUACCUCCUGGAUUCUCAGCAUCUUCAACGGUUGAGAAGCCUUCAAAAGUGCACAAAGCUCUUUAUAGUAAAGGAAUUCUAUUAAUGACAGCAUCAGAAAAUGAAGAUAAUGACAUUUUAUGGUGUGUCAACCAUGAUACGUUUCCUUUCCAAAAGCCAAUGAUGGAAACUCAGAUGACAACACGGGUUGAUGGUCACUCCUGGGCUCUUUCUGCAAUAGAUGAAUUAAAAGUAGAUAAAAUCAUUACACCUUUAAAUAAAGACCAUAUCCCAAUCACUGACUCACCAGUUGUCGUCCAGCAGCACAUGUUGCCGCCAAAGAAAUUCGUUCUCCUCUCGGCACAGGGUAGUCUUAUGUUUCACAAACUUAGACCUGUGGACCAGUUGAGACAUCUGCUUGUGAGUAACGUGGGUGGAGAUGGAGAGGAGAUCGAAAGAUUCUUCAAAUUACAUCAGGAAGACCAAGCUUGUGCAACUUGCCUCAUCCUUGCUUGUUCCACUGCUGCCUGUGAUAGAGAAGUGUCUGCUUGGGCUACACGGGCAUUUUUUAGAUAUGGCGGUGAAGCACAGAUGAGAUUUCCAGCUACUCUUCCCACUCCAAGUAAUGUUGGUCCCAUCCUGGGGUCUCCAAUGUAUUCUAGUUCUCCUGUUCCUGGUGGUGGUGUCUACCCAAAUCCAUCCACUUUGGGGACACCGGCCCAUGGUGCUCAGCUUCCUACCAUGUCAACCCCAAUGUAUGCUGUGGGAAACCCAGCAAUGCAGGCUACAAGCAUGGGUGGUUUGACUGGACCAGAGAUUGUGUACUCAGGAAAACACAAUGGUAUUUGCAUUUACUUUUCUCGAAUCAUGGGAAAUAUUUGGGAUGCUAGCUUAGUUGUUGAAAGAGUAUUCAAGAGUUCCAGCAGGGAGAUCACUGCAAUUGAAAGCAGUGUGCCCAGCCAGCUGCUGGAGUCUGUGCUACAGGAACUGAAGGGUUUGCAGGAAUUUCUAGACAGAAAUUCCCAGUUUUCUGGAGGACCACUAGGAAAUCCAAAUACUACAGCCAAGGUGCAGCAGCGGCUGGUAGGAUUCAUGCGUCCUGAGAAUGGAAACACUCAGCAAAUGCAACAAGAGCUGCAGAGGAAGUUUCAUGAGGCACAACUGAGUGAGAAGAUUUCACUUCAGGCAAUCCAGCAGCUGGUUAGGAAAUCCUACCAGGCCCUGGCUUUGUGGAAGCUCCUUUGUGAACAUCAGUUUACUGUCAUUGUAGGAGAACUUCAAAAGGAAUUCCAGGAGCAGCUAAAGAUCACCACCUUUAAGGAUCUGGUGAUCAGAGACAAAGAGCUCACUGGUGCAUUAAUUGCUUCUCUUAUUAGCUGCUACAUCAGAGACAAUGCAGCUGUAGAUGGCAUUAGUUUACACCUGCAAGACAUCUGCCCGCUUCUGUACAGCACGGAUGAUGCAGUUUGUUCUAAGGCAAAUGAGCUUCUUCAGCGAUCCCGACAAGUUCAAAAUAAGAGUGAAAAAGAAAGAAUGUUAAGGGAAUCUCUGAAGGAAUAUCAAAAAAUCAGCAAUCAAGUCGAUCUCCCCAGUGUUUGUGCUCAGUAUAGGCAAGUGCGCUUUUAUGAGGGUGUGGUGGAACUCUCUCUUACUGCUGCUGAGAAAAAAGAUCCUCAGGGUCUUGGACUCCAUUUCUAUAAGCAUGGAGAACCAGAAGAAGAUGUUGUUGGUCUUCAGACUUUUCAAGAGAGAUUAAACAGUUACAAGUGCAUUACAGACACUCUUCAGGAACUGGUGAAUCAGAGUAAGGCUGCUCCUCAGUCUCCUAGUGUACCCAAAAAACCCGGUCCUCCGGUGUUGUCAUCAGAUCCCAACAUGCUGAGCAAUGAAGAAGCAGGGCAUCAUUUUGAACAAAUGCUUAAACUGGCUCAGCGAUCGAAGGAUGAGCUCUUUAGUAUUGCUCUGUAUAACUGGCUAAUACAAGCUGACCUUGCAGAUAAACUACUACAGAUUGCCUCUCCAUUUCUGGAGCCACAUCUAGUCCGAAUGGCCAAAGUGGAUCAGAAUAGAGUUCGCUACAUGGAUUUACUCUGGAGAUACUAUGAGAAGAACAGAAGUUUCAGCAGUGCUGCUCGUGUCCUAUCCAAACUGGCUGACAUGCACAGCACAGAAAUUUCGCUUCAACAGCGACUAGAAUACAUUGCUCGAGCCAUUCUUAGUGCUAAAAGUUCCACUGCCAUUUCAUCAAUAGCUGCAGAUGGUGAAUUCCUUCAUGAAUUAGAAGAGAAAAUGGAAGUCGCUAGGAUCCAACUUCAAAUACAAGAGACACUACAAAGGCAGUACUCCCAUCAUUCCUCAGUACAGGAUGCUAUUUCUCAGCUGGAUUCUGAGCUGAUGGACAUCACUAAGCUUUAUGGGGAAUUUGCUGACCCGUUUAAACUUGCAGAGUGUAAACUUGCAAUCAUUCAUUGCGCUGGGUAUUCAGAUCCCAUAUUGGUACAUACACUUUGGCAGGAUAUCAUAGAGAAAGAACUGAAUGACAGUGUAACAUUGAGUUCAUCAGAUCGAAUGCAUGCUCUCAGCCUCAAGCUUGUCCUCCUUGGCAAAAUCUAUGCCGGCACACCUCGAUUCUUUCCUCUAGAUUUUAUUGUGCAGUUCUUAGAGCAGCAGGUUUGUACUUUAAACUGGGAUGUUGGCUUUGUGAUACAAACCAUGAAUGAAAUUGGAGUGCCUUUACCUAGACUACUGGAAGUUUACGAUCAGCUCUUCAAGUCACGGGAUCCAUUCUGGAACAGAGUGAAAAGGCCACUGCACCUUUUGGAUUGUAUCCGUGUAUUACUGACAAGAUAUGUUGAGAAUCCUAGCCAAGUUUUAAACUGUGAGAGGAGAAGAUUUACAAAUCUCUGCCUGGAUGCUGUUUGUGGUUACCUGGUUGAGCUCCAGUCAAUGAGUUCUUCAGUGGCAGUACAAACCAUCACUGGGAAUUUUAAAUCUCUUCAAGCAAAGUUGGAACGACUUCACUAAUUACUGUAGUAGAUUUUCUUUCUUCCAUUUUGGUCUGUAAAAUAAAAACUCAGCUGGGUCCAGAAAUCAGGUGUUGUAUAUCUAAGAAUUUUGAUAGAAAUUUGUUUUUAAUAAGUGAUUAUUAUUAGCUACUACAAAUAGUACAUUUGCCAGAUGAAUUAUUUUUUAUGACUGUUUUUGUUUUGUUUUGUUUUGUCUUAUUUUUGUUUAGUUGGGUCCAGGUAUGUAGUUUAGUAAUAGAAUGUUUGUGUGGUAUGUAAAAUGUCCUAGAUUCAAUUCCCAGCACCACACACAAACACAUCAAUUUGCAAAAAAACUGAAAUAAGAUUAUAUAUGAUUCUGACAAACAAAGAUAAUGUUAUUUUAAAUUUUACUACUGGCAACAAUUUUGAAUUUAUCUUAUUUGUUUCCAGUUUUAUCCAGUAUUAGAACUUCUAGGCUAUGCCAGGUAUGGUGACACACUUUAAAUCCGGCACUUGUGGAGACAAUGGCAGGCAGAUUUCUGGAACUCACACCAAGUUCCAGGCUAGCUAGGGCUACAUAGUAAAGCCUUGUCUCAAAACAAACAAACAAAAAAGCCAAACACCUUAUAGACUGAAUCGGUUCCCAUAGCAUUGGAUUCUGUAAUAGUCCUUAAAUACGCAUUUUUUAAAAGUUAAUUUUUAGAAAAUAUUCUGAACCAUUAAUUGUAUCCACUAUAAAUAACCCUUUAGGUUCUCUCUCCUUUCUUUUCCAUUCACCAUAAAUAUGUACAUUCGAUUUUUUUAUGUAUACAUUUUUUAUAUAUGUGUAUAUAUGUGUGCUGGAUAUGUAUGUAUGUAUGUAUGUAUAUACAGAAUUGUUUGAGCAUGUUUGAUAAAUUUGUAACACUGUUGUAUCUAAAACCUACAUGAUCAGCCAGCUGUGGUGGUGCAUGCCUUUAAUCACAGCCCUUGAGAGGCAAAGGCAGGGGGAACCCUUGAUUUAAAGGCUAGCCUGGUCUACAUAUUGAGUUACAGGUUAGCCACAGUUGUACAUUGAUUAUUGUUUUCUGAGAACCCUCACUCUCAAAUUGUAUAUGCUUCAAGACAGCAGCAGCAUCCUGGAAUUUGUUACAAAUUAAAUUCCUAGGUCUUGUAUCAGAUUUACUUGGACAUAAAUGCCUAUCGUUGUGGUUUUGGCCCUUCAUGUCAUAUCGAAAGCAACUGUAGAUCUUACUGUUUUCUGUAGCUUAUAUUGUUGUUGUUAUUAUUAUUAUUAAGUUCCCUCUCUGAUUGGAUUUUUCCAACCCCUUUCUUACCAAUGACCACAACACAAGUUUUACCUAAGACAUAGUGGAUAAACCUAAAUUGCUAGUAAUCUAGUUUUUAACUUUUUUUUAAUAGUGCUGGGUUGAAGGCCAGGUGGUGGUGGCAUAUACCUAUAAUGCGAGCACUUGGGAGAGUUCAAGGCCAGCCAGGUCUACGGAGUAAGUUCCAGGUUAGCUAGGACUGUUAAAACAGAGAAACCGUCUCCCAAAAAAGAAAAAAGAAAAAGAAAAAGAAAGAAAACAGAAUAGUGUUGUGUUGUGUUGAAUCCAGGGUCUUCAUCCCAAGCAAGUAAGUGCUGUGCCACAGAAACCAUGCCCUCCGACGCUGAAUUAAUUUUAACAUGUUAGAAUUGCUAAACUAAGAGUUCCAAAGUAUUUAUUAUCAAUUGACAAAAGGAAAGAGUAAGAAUGACUAAGGCUCACAAGGCAAGAAAAAAGGAAAACUCCUAUCCACUCUCUUAGGUUUAUUUUAUUGUGUAUUUAGUUUUUUUGUUUGUUUGUUUUAACAAAGUCUCACAUAGCCUUGGCCAGUUUCAGACUCUGUAAUUGCCUAGAGUGAUCUUGAAUUUCUGAUCCUCCACCCUCCACGACCUGAGUGCUAAGACUAUACACAUGCUUCAUCAUGCUCAUUUUUGUGGUGCUGGGCAGUAAACUCAGGGUUCCUUACAUGCUGGGGAGGCACCUAGCUCCCAAACCCCCUUGUUGGCAGGGUCUCACUAUGUACCCCAGGCUGGCUGUAGACAUACUCUGAUCCUCCUGCCUCAAUCUUCCAAGCACUGGGAAUCCAAGCACAUGCCACCAUAUCCAGCUUCCAUUUGAUUUAUGCAACUGAACUGUUAACUUCUGUUGGCUGUCACUAUUGUAAGUCCGACAGGUUUGUAAUAUAUCUUGAAUAUAUUUCUAUAACUACUUUUAUGUUUUCCUAGAUUGUAGGUUUCCUUGUCCACAUUUUUUUCUUUAGAAUUCAACUUUCCUUUCACUUACAGUGUUUGAAUGUGUAUUUCAUAAAAGAUCAAAAUACCACGAAUUGGAUAUCACUACCUCAUAUUUUCAGCUUUCAUUCUCUUAAGUUUAACUUCUUUGGGCUAUAAAAUGACUGCAUUGGAUGUAUUGAUGACUUCAGCAUUUAAAAUUCUGUCAUGCUUAUUUUAAAUGAAGAUCUUGUUUAAAUACUUUAAUGUGAAUCCAUUUCUGCUAGAAAU
This is a messenger RNA of Chionomys nivalis (European snow vole), 6769 nucleotides long. RefSeq names its product nucleoporin 155 (gene Nup155). Gene Ontology annotation, cellular component: nuclear pore; nuclear pore inner ring. NCBI's taxonomy places the organism in Eukaryota, Metazoa, Chordata, Mammalia, Rodentia, Cricetidae. Bases 101 to 4279 code for a protein of 1392 amino acids. The record is from RefSeq and is a predicted model, not a curated record. The transcript has 35 exons. Gene Ontology annotation, biological process: RNA export from nucleus; transcription-dependent tethering of RNA polymerase II gene DNA at nuclear periphery; protein import into nucleus. Gene Ontology annotation, molecular function: structural constituent of nuclear pore.